Molecule: messenger RNA, 386 nt
Organism: Cuscuta epithymum
Lineage: Eukaryota; Viridiplantae; Streptophyta; Magnoliopsida; Solanales; Convolvulaceae
Source: the annotation of a GenBank genome assembly
GCACAAUUCACUAGAAAUCUAUUGUCAAGACUCCUCCACUCCAAGUUAAUUAAUCAACACAUGGAAACAUUUAUUGGAGAGAUAGUAGGCUCAGUGCUUAUUGCAGGUGACAUCUCCACCUUGAAACCAACAUUUGCCAUUAAGAAAAUCAAAGUAAUCGCAGAAGGUGAAGAAUCAGAAGACGGCAAAAUGAUUAUUGAUGAACAACAGGGGAAAGAAGUGAAAGUUUUGACAAAUAUGAAUGCAUCGGCAUAUUAUGAUCUCUACGCACAAAUGCUAGGUGCAACAAAACAGUCAGCUGUAGUUGGAAGCUAUGUUAACCAGACAAUAAGGUGGAAUUGCAAGAAUGAGUAGAAGUCAAAGUAUGUCAUAUUGUUGUAAAAAAU